UUGGUACCCAAUGCCCCCACGAUCGCAUCGACGCUCAACGAAGGUAUGCACUCGUUGCAGACAGCUGCGACUUCAAAUUCCCCGCAUGUACAACUUGUAAAACAGCAAACGCAACCUGUCUAGGCUUUGACCCCGCGACAAGAAAAUCAGUGCCACGAAGGUACCCCCUCAAUUUUGCUGCCUGUGACACUUUAU
Lachnellula hyalina is the source of this 195-nucleotide messenger RNA. RefSeq lists its product as uncharacterized. Bases 11 to 100 code for a protein of 29 amino acids. NCBI's taxonomy places the organism in Eukaryota, Fungi, Ascomycota, Leotiomycetes, Helotiales, Lachnaceae. The transcript is spliced from 2 exons. The record is from RefSeq and is a predicted model, not a curated record.